Molecule: messenger RNA, 519 nt
Organism: Sclerotinia sclerotiorum 1980 UF-70
Lineage: Eukaryota; Fungi; Ascomycota; Leotiomycetes; Helotiales; Sclerotiniaceae
Exons: 1
Coding region: 1-519 (172 amino acids)
Source: RefSeq, a predicted model, not a curated record
AUGGAUUAUGAGUCUGAACGAACACGUUCCCUUGGUUGCUGGGAUAGUUGGGCACCAUUAAGUCAAAACAUUGAGAAAUGGACCAUCAACCCUGGAUUGGUGACUGAUGAUUUCGAGCCUGAGGAUGAAUAUUGUGAUUUUUUGAUCGGGACAGGAUUUAAUGAUUGCUCAUCAGAUGUGCGAGAAUUUUGGAGGAAAACAAUUAAGGAAACAUACCGCGGCGACGAAGGUAGGAAACGAAUUCGAAUGGCAGCCAUAAAUCUCAGGGACCGCGACGGAUUGCAUGGACGCUUACCGGAUGUGCGGUGUCCGGUUCUGUGGUUACACGGAACAUCGGAUGUAGUAUAUAGUGUGCCGAAUGCACAAGAAGAGAUCAAGAUGUUUGUUAAUGCUGCCAGUAAAGAGCUUGUCAUCGUGGAAGGAGGGGCUCAUUUCUUGAGUGCAUCUCAUCCGGAUGAGGUUGGAAGGGCGUUGAUUGAGUUUGUUGAGAGGCAAAAGGGUUUGGAACUGGAAAUAUGA